Molecule: messenger RNA, 556 nt
Organism: Papilio machaon (common yellow swallowtail)
Lineage: Eukaryota; Metazoa; Arthropoda; Insecta; Lepidoptera; Papilionidae
Gene: spt4
Product: transcription elongation factor SPT4-A
Exons: 4
Coding region: 155-505 (116 amino acids)
Biological process (GO): mRNA processing; positive regulation of DNA-templated transcription, elongation; chromatin organization
Cellular component (GO): DSIF complex; nucleus
Molecular function (GO): zinc ion binding; RNA polymerase II complex binding
Source: RefSeq, a predicted model, not a curated record
GGUGACGUUUGACGUUGACAUUCCAAGAAAAAAACAAAUUAAAAACCGAGGAAACAAUUUUGUUGCGUGUGAGCACGAAAAUAUUAUAAUUUUAAGAAAUUAAGAAAUAUUUUAUUGCAACUUUAACUUUAGUGGAUUGUUAUAUCAAACAAUUAUGUCACUUAAUGUGGUACCCAAAGAUAUAAGGGGAUUGAGGGCUUGUUUAGUGUGUUCUUUAAUAAAGACGUUUGAACAAUUCGAAUACUAUGGCUGCGAUAAUUGUGACGAAUUUCUACGAAUGAAAAGCAACAAGGACAAUGUUUACGACUGCACUAGUAAUAAUUUUGACGGUAUGAUAGCAGUUAUGAGCCCUGAAGAUAGUUGGGUUUGCAAAUGGCAGCGAAUAAGUCGAUUUUGCCCUGGUGUUUAUGCAAUAUCAGUGUCUGGUCGUCUUCCCGCCGGAGUGAUUAGAGAAAUGAAGAGUAGAGGUAUUGCAUAUCGUCCCAGAGAUACCAGCCAGCGAUAAUAUUGUUAUCAAAAGAAGUUUCAAUGUAUCAUAUAAAGUAAAUUAAAUAAA